Molecule: messenger RNA, 4030 nt
Organism: Schistosoma curassoni
Lineage: Eukaryota; Metazoa; Platyhelminthes; Trematoda; Strigeidida; Schistosomatidae
Source: the annotation of a GenBank genome assembly
GCAAUAUUUGUAAUGUUCACAAAAUAUGUAUUGAACAACUGUUAGUUGUUUAAAUCAUUACUGCCAUAGGAGGAGUUGUGUUGCCUUAGUCGCAGGAUGCCUCGACGCAGUUCUUCUUUGUAUAUUCGCCAUCUCCCUGAUACAUGCAGACAUGACGACUUAAGACGCUGCUUUGGCCGUUAUGGCAGGAUUGUUGACGUAACAAUACCCCUCGAUUUCUUCACUGGAAGAAUGAAGGGUUACGCAUUUAUUGAAUAUCCUUUUGCAGUAUAAUAUUUCAUUUUGCAUUUCCCUCGCGUCAAUUCACUUAAUCUCAAUGUUUGCCGUAUUCGUCUCACAGGCACGACUAAACUCAAGCCAAAAUAACCAAUAGAUCCCAAUUGAUCGGCUCAGUUGCCAGUCAGUUUCAAACAAUCAACCAAUAAUCAUAGACUCUGUUCGUCACUAAAUAAACAAUCAGUCUAGUUGAACAAGGGAUAUGGCAGCUCGCAUACUUACAAAGUACUCAGUGGUCAAAACACAUGUAUACAAUCUCAAUCCAAUUAAAAUUCCAAGUUGGUUAAAUUACAAAGUUUCACACAAACUCAAUUUGUCGGGAUCAGUUGGUCACCGAUUGCAGCUGCCAAGCUAGUCCAAUUGUAUUAGUUUGCUAACAAAUCUAAGUUGACAAAAUCAGGGCAGUCCCCCAAUCAAUCCAGGUACAAUGACAUAGGAUCCUGUCUCAAGUCACUUUUUGGUGAGUAUUUUGGUUGAUAAAUGCUUUUUUGUGUCCUUAACUAACCCCUAACGUUCGAGAAUCCUAGAGACGCUGAAGAUGCCCAUUACUACAUGGACCACACACGGUUCAUGGGUCGCGAUAUCGAAGUCGAGUUUACCCGAGGUUAUCGUAAAAGUAAGGAUACUUUAGUUUCUGAGUUCCUUGUCUUAUGUAUUUAUGUAAUUGAUUUUCGACUUGUAAAGCCAAAUAACUAUUAAGGAUAUUUGAAACAUCUUACAUAGACUGCCAAGGGAGUGCGACUAGUACAACUAACUAUGCAAAGCUAGGGAGUUACUUAUAGCCUGUUGUGUAUUGGUGUCUUAACUAACGUGCUUUCUCUCGACUUUCACUUAACAGCUCCUGCGGAGAUGCGUCUAAAAGAAAGGAGAGACGAGCCUCAUCGAGGUGGGAGGAAAUAUCGCUCUAGAUCCCGUUCCAGAUCUUACUCCAAUUCUAGACAAAAAGGGGUCGAACCAUACUAUCGCGGUCGCCCUAACGACCGACGAGAUGAUUCACGAAGGCGAAUGAAUAACGUGCGCCCCAAUCGGUCAGCAUCAAGAUCGAGGUCUCCCACCAGGUCGCGGUCGGCAAGUCAUGACGGCAUGGAUAAUGGUGAUGAAGUACGCAAAGGCAGUCGGCGCAAUGAUCGGAGAGACAACCGUGCUGUCUCCAGAAGUCCUGCACAUAGGCGUGGUUCUUUAUCACGAUCUCGUUCCGGUUCAUAUUGAUGUAUAUUCAUCGGAUUCAACCAGUUCAUUCAUUUUGCAUUUUUAAUAAAUGUUUAUGUACACAUCCAAUAUGCGUAAUGUGCAAUUACCUGGUUCUGUUUUUCAUAUUUCUAAUCCUAGCUUCCUGAAGUCACUAAAUUAACGUCAUACCCAAUCUAGGACGCUCCUGGUUAUCUGAACAUCAAGUCACCUCGUUCUCAUUUUUGUAGUACCUCUCACUAAAAACCUAGUUUACCCCUGGAGACGUUCGACGAGUGGGUUCUUGUAUUGUGUCUGGGUUAGUUUUUCUUUACCAUACGUUAAUGAAAGCUUCCUGUGGUGAUCUUGGGGAAUGAUAAACCCGAACGGGCAAAAUGGUGGGGUGUGUUGACACUCGGAUCAUUAUUUGGGAUGGGGUACACCUAGCGAGAUCACCUUUUGUCCCAAUAAAGCUAAUGGUUCGAGUAUCCAAGUCGAUCGUCAUGGGGUGCAGUUAAAGUGUGUCGCAAGCUCGGGUUUGUCCGGCGAGCCGGUUGUCAGUGUCCCUAGCGAGGUGGCGCCCGAUUUUCGAGCUUGGCAUGUAUGGUCCGAAGCGUAUGGCAGACUGGAGGCCUUUGGCGACUGGUUCCUCAGUCGGCAGUUAUUCUCAAGUUGUGGAUGCAAACCCAGGUCUUUGUGUAUCCAGUGUUCCGGUGCGCUGGACUAGUCGGCAUCGCUUACCUUGACUCUCCAAACUCACGUCGUCUGAGAAUAAAAGAAGCGGCGUUCUUGUUUGUCCUCACUUUGCGGACUGAAGUUUGGAGAUCUGUUUGGGUUCUUAUUGUCUUAUGACGUGGCUGUGCGACAUAAAGAUGUAGGUUUGGAUGUACUUAAAGUUAGUCUCAGCUGCGUAUCCGAAGAAAGUAGUCUAUGACCUUUUUGUUGACACCACCUCAGAAUGCAUCCGUAAGCAAUCUGCCGUAGGUGGUGUAUGGCAGGUCAGAGUGCGUGUUAAACCAACGAAAGAAGCCAUGUGAUAUUCACUCCAAGCUUCGACUGAGAAGUUAUGCAGUAGGCGCCCGGUUUCCACUUCAAAGGUUAAGUAUUUGUGUCCGAGUUUGGUGAUUGGUCUGAUAUUUCGCUGGGUGUGACUUCCGUUUAUACGGUAACAUACUUCCGGAUUACUUACGAUGGUGCCUAAAUGUGAUUUCAUAGUCACUGGAUGAAAGUGGUAAACAUGCACUCCAAGAAGGAAGGAUGUGCACUGCCACACAGUGGGGUAAUGGUCAGUGUUUCCAACACUGGGCCCUAGGUUCAAGUCUUGUACCUCGUCCUGAGUAGGCGGAUAGUGCCACCAAUCUUCAAAGAUGAAGUGUUGUUGCCGCGUAAAUCCCCGAGUCUGCACUCGAAUGGUCAGUUGCAUUACCAAGUCUCACUACUUGUCAGUACUACCACGCAGGACAGCAAAUAAGUAAUUGAUAAUAAUAAGGGUUGGUAUCGUUUAAAUAUCGCGAUUCUUAAACGCACCACGAACAACGGGAUGUUGUCGCAUAACACCUUGCGGUGUCUCUUGGCUCUUCCUUUGCCCAAACCCUUACCACCUUUGCCACGACCAGACAUGAUUCACAAGGAUAGAUACACUGGCUUGCAGACCGACACUGAGACAUAUGUAUGUGUGCAAAUAAAAAAUAAACGAACAAUGGGACUUUGGUAAUCAGAUUACAAUCCGUCCAUUUAUGUAUUACGGAUCGAAGUGAUAUCCAAGAAGUUAUGUUACUAAAACUGAUUCUAAACUAGCAUGUCGGGGAAAAUUCACUACAGUGCAUUGAAUGUUUGACUAAAGCAUAGAGCUAAGCGAAUCUCAAAGUAAGCACGCUGAUAUAACACGAAGGAUAGGAGGAAAGCGGGCUACCUGGUGAACGCCCAUAUGACCAUAAGCGUUGUCUUACUAGUAAGCAACAUAUGACUUCAUUUAUGCUCUUGAAUAUUUUUAUCAAAUCUUUUCUAAUCCCAUAAACCUAAUAAUAUUCUUAAGGAUUAAAUAAAAUCAGUGCUCAAAUACAAUGGAACUAUGUCCCAGGGAACGAUUUUUAAACUUAGUGUACGUUGAUAUGCAUUGUCUGAUGUUGAACCAACCUUAGAAUGACAAUUAAGUUAACACGAAUUUCCGAGUACAAUAAUACACAGUAGUCACAAGAAAUUCAUUAAGUACAUAAGUUUUGCUAAUUAUUACAUAAUAUUACGAAGUUGCCGCUAACGUAUUUAUUGACCCUUGCGAUCAAGUAUUAACAAUCAAAACAUUAGAACUUAAGUGAUAUGAGAAAAUUCGCAAUACGUGCCGUGAACGAUAUUGGUAUACUAUAAUCAUUAUUAUAAGAAGUGAAAAUUUAUUUGACAAUCUGUUUAUUCAAGUAAACAAUAAAAAAUAUUAGAUUAGAAAAAUUGAAAGUUACUGUUAUAGAAGAGAAACAAACAACGAUAAAAUACUCAGAGUAUAUGUAAAAAAAAACGCUUUUCUUAGAAAACUCCCAAUGGUGUUAAAGAUUGAUCCAUGAAACGACGCUUACCAAAGCACAACCACCACUGU